ACGUGCAUCGACGAAAAACGCAAUCAUUGUCGGUCCCGUAAAAUUGUACCAGCUUUCAUCCGAUUAAUAAACCAGCUUUAAAUACAGUCCACUUUUAUUCGUAUGAGCCUUGCACCCAACAUCUCAUCGCAACGGCGCCAACAUAUGGUCCUUCAAACCUCAACAUAAUCGGAAGAAGAUUGUACAUCGGGUCUUUCAAAGAAGUCUUUUGGAGCCUAGGACGCCUAUCAACCUUUGUGGGUCUACAUUCCGCUGGAAAUUCGUCGCCACUGCUUGAAAAAGAAGAUCAUCUGUUUUUUCAACGCCUACCUACACUUCAAAUUCAAGCAGCGCCUCAGGUGGAUUACCUUCGUGGAACGCCCAUAAUUAUCUACUCUACAGAAGAAGUCCGAAUCCAGCUCACCGACAACAUUUAAAAAACAACAAUCCAACAAACGUACAACAUUGCCGCACCAGCUGAGUACAACACAACCAACACCAUUAUUCAAGGUCUCGUAGGAUCAAGUCACAAGAGGUUUACAAAGAAAAGAUACGUAAGAUCGUUCCUUAUAUUUUAUUCUUUCCAUUCCUCAUUAACAUUAACAUUAACAUUCAUAACCAUAACAAUUAAUUGCUACCGUCAACAUUUUCACUAUUAACAAAAGGUCCAAAGGUCAUUCUUCUCAUUUUUGUCAAUCACUUUUUAUGCUUCUCAUUAAGUUUUUUUUAAACACAACAUAAAAUAACACAAGAGCUUUGCUUUUCACGCUUGUUCAUUUCAUCGCUAAUAUAUAAUUUACAUUUACACAUUUCGUUAGGUAUAGCUUUAAACUAUUAUUGUAGUGUAUCAUUUGCUUGACACUAGAUUUAGAUUUAAAUUCACAAUUUAAUUUUAAUACUAAACUUUUAAAUUAACUCAUUCGCCUUCUAAUAAAACAUUGUAGAAACUUUUAUUGAAAAAAUUAUAUAUAUCGCGGGUAGUUUGAAUUAAAACACUCCUUAAGUACAGCUGUUAAUAAUUUUUGCUAUUAUACUUAUUCAGGGACUUAGAUUUUGCUUGGCAGUCUAUUGCUAUAAUUUUUUUGGCAGGGUCAACUUUUGCUUUUAGUUGCUUCAUUGCCUUUGGGAAGUAGAUAGUUGGUACUCAUAAUAAAGAUGCCUGAAGGCAAAGUAAAAGACUUAAUUAAAAGGAGGGCCUCAAUAAAGGCCAAAAUAACACAAUUCUCUACGUAUUUGGAUGUCCUACGGGGUUGUGAUUAUCUCAAUGAUGUGCAAUUCUCGGAACUCCAAGUACGUCUUGAGAAAUUCGAAACCUUAUACGGGGACUUCGACACUUUUCAGAGUGAGAUCGAGAUGCUGUCAGACGCGCCGGAAGACCAUUAUAAGGAUCGUGAGUCCAUUGAGUCGCAGUACUACAAGCUUGUGGCUUCUGCGCGUACGCUGUUGGAUCAACGCAAAAAUAAUGACGGUAGGUCCGAGAGAUUCCAGCGUAUCGAGUACCUUAAGCAGCAUUUUUGGCAGCGAUUCUCCAAUGAGUACGUCGUGUGGCUACAACAAAAAAUGAAAUGGCCGACUCAAAAGGGAGACUUAAAAGAAGGUAUGAUGGUUGUCAUCAAGGAGAAGGGACUACCACCUCUUAUGUGGCUGCUCGGACGCAUUAUUCGUCUUUGUCCUGGACGAGAUGGAAUUACACGUGUGGCAGAUAUCUUAACCAAGAAAGGUGUUAUACGACGCGCUUACAACAACAUAUGCCCGCUACCAGUCAAUAUUUGAAGUACUUCAACCCGGGGAGCAUGUUCGAAACAUAGCAACCCUAUUUUCCUCACCGCGGCGGAAGCGGGGGAGAGGCGUGGACUUACAGAACAAAAACGACGUGCAUCGACGAAAAACGCAAUCAUUGUCGGUCCCGUAAAAUUGUACCAGCUUUCAUCCGAUUAAUAAACCAGCUUUAAAUACAGUCCACUUUUAUUCGUAUGAGCCUUGCACCCAACAUCUCAUCGCAACGGCG
Molecule: messenger RNA, 1987 nt
Organism: Bombyx mandarina (wild silkworm)
Lineage: Eukaryota; Metazoa; Arthropoda; Insecta; Lepidoptera; Bombycidae
Source: RefSeq, a predicted model, not a curated record